Lagenorhynchus albirostris (white-beaked dolphin) is the source of this 1218-nucleotide messenger RNA. It is a transcript of the gene CTCFL, whose product is annotated as CCCTC-binding factor like. The record is from RefSeq and is a predicted model, not a curated record. Lineage: Eukaryota; Metazoa; Chordata; Mammalia; Artiodactyla; Delphinidae. Gene Ontology annotation, cellular component: nucleus. The coding region runs from base 1 to 1218 and encodes 405 amino acids. The transcript is spliced from 6 exons.
AUGGCAGGGAUCGAGAUCUCUGUCCCUCCGGAGCAGUUCACCAAAAGCAAAGAACCAGGGUUGAUAACAGAAAAAGCCCUGGAGGAGGAAGAAGAAGGGGUGUGCAGAGCGAGGGAACACCCAAGCUCUGAAGAGUUAGAGGCCGAGAGCACCCACGGGGCCCUCCAGGCCAAGCUCCCAGGGGACGAGCUGGAGCUCCUGCUGGCCAUCCCUGAGGAGGGCGAGAAGCACAUCCUGACCCUGCAGAUGGUGCACUUGACCUCCGAAGAUGCAGAGCUGCAGGACCUGGCACCACAGCACCAGGAAGAGGUGCAGGGGAUGGUGCAGCAGGCUGGUAGUGGGCUGCAGUCACUGGUGUGCCUUGGGGAGGAGUCCCAGCAGAGCCCGCAUCAGUGUGUCACCAUUAGCAUCCAGGAGGAGGUGUACCUGCUGCAGGAGGUGGAGGUGAUGCAGUUUCAUGUUCUGGAGGAGAAUGUGACCGGGGCCAGUGAAGGCAGUAAGUGUGCAGUGAGCCUGGCAGAAAGCUCUGGAUCUAGAAAGCUUGAGAAAGGUCAGGAAGAGGAACGGCUGCUGGCUGAAGGUGGAUCCAGUGAAGAAACAGAAGGGCAGUUUCUUCUUCUGGAAGUGAGACCAGGAGAUGAAGGAAGAGUUGAAAUUGUUCUGACAAUUUCACCCUUAAAUAUUGAGAAACCUGCGCUGGGUCAAGCGCAUGUUGAAGAAGCCAACGCUACAGAAAGUCAAAAAAAGACCAAGGAAGGAAAACGAACCUUCCACUGUGACAUCUGCACGUUCACCUCUUCUAGAAUUUCGAGUUUGAAUCGUCAUCUGAAAACUCACACCAAUGAAAAGCCUUAUACGUGUCACCUUUGCCUGAAAGCUUUCCGUACUGUUACUGUCCUUCGGAAUCAUAUCAACACCCAUACAGGAACCAGGCCCUACAAGUGUGGUGACUGUGACAUGGCAUUUGUCACCAGUGGAGAACGUGCCCGACACAGACGUUAUAAACACACUCACGAGAAGCCCUUUAAAUGUUCCAUGUGCAAGUACGCUAGCGUAGAGGCAAGUAAGUUGAAGCGCCACAUCCGUUCGCACACGGGCGAGCGCCCCUUUCAGUGCCAUCUCUGCAGCUACGCCGGCAAAGACGCCUGCAAGGUGAAACGGCACAUGAGGACGCAUUCCGAAGCAACUUCUAAACGUGCACUUCAAGAAAUACCAUGA